Messenger RNA from Amoebophrya sp. A25, 7935 nucleotides. The record is from the annotation of a GenBank genome assembly. Lineage: Eukaryota; Dinophyceae; Syndiniales; Amoebophryaceae.
UUCGCCUAUCACGAGGCGCAAUUCUACUCCACAUCCUCAAAGACGUCGUGUGUAAGUACUUAACUUAAGGGUAGGUAGAAGGUGCUUUUGUUACCGUUUGUUAUGGCUCUCUCCCUUAGGUGGGGACAGCCAUAACAAGCGGGAUAAACGAACACCAAAAACCUACCUCUAAUUAACAACUUCAGCACGAUAAAAUGCGUGUCCGUUAUCUACUGGGCCACCUGCAAGAGCAGGGCCUAGUCCAGAAGGACUUUCUGAACAAAUUGGAUGGUUUCCGGUUAGCCAUAGAUGCGGUUUUCUGGCUGAGGUCCAUAAAAGCGUUGAAAGACCCAUUUGCAGACGCGAUCGGAGGAAUACCACCAGGGAUAUUUGGCUUCGUCGACAAGGAAUUGCAGCAGUUGAAGAGAGCGGGGAUUAAGCCGCUCUUCGUCUUUGAAGGAAUGGCGCCACCUGCACAGCAAAUGUCGCAACCGAGGGGAAAGUACAGCUACUAACACGACAUAUUUCUGGCAGAGAUGACUAGGACUUUUUGUUUUUUGUCUCUAUACGGAAUCCAGCUUUUCUUUUCAGCAGUACUCACUAGUCGAUGUUGUAAGGAAAAAAUGUCUAUGCAUCACAUUUCUUCAAGAAUAAGACUCUUCAUCUUUGAGAUUACACUGAGUUUCUUGAUAUUCUAAGGUCUACAUGCUUAUUCUACUACAUGACCAGGGGGGAAAACCAUAUGGACAUGGCAUGGAGUUUCUUAGCGAAUGGGCAAAAGGGGGAAGCGCAGAAAUGCUUUGCAGUCUCGACAUCAAGAAUAAACGAGGACUUCGUUUACUUCCUCUUUCACCACUUGAAGAGCAAGGGACUAGAGGUGUUUCAGGCGCCAUAUUUUGCGGGGACGCAGUUGGCUAUUUUUGCGGAACAGGGUAUUGCUUUCUUUUGAUUGUUAAAAACCUUGACCACUUGAAACUAGGACGAGUGCUGGACGACUAGUCUGCUGAAUAAUCGCAAUGUUUUUUGUCAUUGUGAGUACUGGACGACUAGUCUGCUGAAUAAUCGCAAUGUUUUUACUCAGAAUGACAUUGCUGGGCUGUCAUACCUCUAGAAGGAUAUUGAAAACAAAAACUUUCAAUCACAAUAGGCUUAGUAAACGGUGUAUUUGGUCCUCCUGGUCUUCUGCUCUAUGGAGUGAAGAAAUGCAUCGUGCAACUCAAUUUUUACCGCGGUAGCUUUGACUGGCUGGAUUUGGACGACAUAUUAUCGAGGUGGCAGAUACAACUGCCGGAUUUCGUUUUAUGUUGUAUAGGAGAGUUGCUCCAUAGUUCUCAUAGGUAGGUUACUUGUUGUAGAAGAGGUGAUUAUAACCUCCCAUAGUGGACACCCACAAAAUGAACUAACAUAUUCUUUGUUGCAGACGGAUUCUACUCUAAUUCAAGACGCUUGCAUGUUAGCCGGAACAGAAUAUAGUCUUACGUACCCAUACUUCUAUACCGACCAGUACCAGGUGUCGCAGCCGGGGGGUGGAGGUACUUCUAACUCCUACUAACGAUUUUCAUUUUUUGUUCCCAACAACUAACCUGAUUUUUAUUCAAGUGCGAACUGUUAGUGGAGUCCGAUUUCGUCAUCUUAGAUCUACUUGACCUCUGUAAUAUUAUCAGCUUCUCAGAUCAUCUUAAUCUCCACUACCCUCUUCAACGAACACCAUGAAAGGAGGCCGUUUCAAUUUCGAUGCGGCAAUAACGGUAGUGAAAAACGCGCCAUUAAUAUCUUGGCUGUCGACCUGGGGAACCGAGGAAAGCAGGGCGCAACACAUAGAGGGCUACUGUCACUGCAAAGUAAUCAUCACGCAUAGUCCAGUGUUAUGAAAAGGUCGAAUUUUUUUUGAAAUAGUUAUUCUCUAAACGUUAGGCUUAUCCCAUGAAACAAUGAAUUACUUAGUGCCAAAUGUUGAUGUACGACGACUUCAGUCAUAUCUACCUGGGCGCCCACGCGGCUCCGGGUCUUUCAUAUUUGUACCUCCCAAUUUUGUUCUUUCUCCUCUACAUUCGUCUAUUAAGUAGGGGAAUAAUCCAAAUCCCAUUCCUCUUUCAUCCCACUACAAUCCCGAAGCGGGGAAAGUCGUACCAUUCUCGCAGUGCACUGUUAAUGCGGCGCCAGUGAAGGAAGAGCACCAAAGGAUACCACAAGACUUCGCGAACGUUAUCGGAGAUUGUCUACCCCACGAGCUUUAUCUGCUCAUCUGUGAUGGCGUACUCUCCUCGAAAUUGCCGUUGGUAGUGAUUCAUUGACUUAUCAUAAUCCUAAGACUCGAGCUUCUCUUUACUAUGUAGUUUUUAUGGUACUGUAUAUAAGCACUAUGUUGUGGGGUGCGGACGAUACGGAACAUGGGCUUCUCUUUCGCAAGGUGUGUCUUUUGCUUCUCACAAAAACCAACUAUUUUCCAGGCACUCGCCCGAGGAGUGUGGUACGAACAGACGGCCCCUCUAGUGGAUACCAGUGAAUAUCGAACCCUUGUCACUGACUUGAAAGACUAUCGACAGCGAGCAUUGGGAAGACUGGCGAGACCACUGCACGCGAAAUUUCAUCAGAAGAGGGUGGAAAUGAAAACCUAUUUUGAUCCGCCGGCUGAUGGAGGAGCUUCUUCGAUUAUGGUGACUACGGAUCUAGUUAGACUGGAUAGAAAAGAAAAUGAUGCUUAGUUCAAAUUUCGCUCUGUCAUUAAUUUACCUUUUUGUUUUUACAUCUACUUCUACUUCUCUCCAAUCUUCAAAAUUCAAAAAUUUUUAGCUCUAAUCAGAACGUGUCAACCCACGUAACCCAACUAGAGGAUGGAACCCAAAUACCCAAGUCGUGGGAUGGAACCACCAUGCAGUUGCCACUAGUAGAGCCAACGCCGGUACCCACAGUGCCGAUAUUAGACGCGAUGGUGCCAGAGAUACCAGUAGACGCCAUGAAGUGGUGCUUUUCACCACAAGAAGUAAAAGCGGAGUUGAGGAGGCAGGGUGUGGAGGUACUUUUUAGUAGCAAAAGCGAUCUUUCUGUUUUUGACCUCUACUUUGCAGAGGUACAACCAUUCCACUUUCGUAGUCGGUGACCGUACCUUAUGCUGCUUCGUGUUACCACCAAAUGUAGAAGUAGAUCUUACAUAUAUUUUGGUCCCAACAUCUCCCAUCGGGUAGUCGAUCUCCUCGCAUUCCACAUCCGUUUCUCAACAGGUAGUAGACCUCACCUUCUGUUUGCGAUGGUACGCAUACGCAUUAGCACCGGACAGAGGAGAAGGCGAAAGGGAAUCUCUGUUCCUUAGGUUCGUCUGGUACCUAGCCAAGAGUUUCUCGCUUCUACACUCUCUCAUAGGUAGAAAGGCUACCUCCGACCUCCCUACUAAUUGUACUUCUCGAGGAUGACAAGAAUGAUCUACCCCCUCUAACCUCCGACCCCCCAACGAGGACCAAAGGGCUCCAGUAAGGCUACCGGACGGGUCAGACCAAGAAACCUUAGCGGCUUACGUUUAUUUUAUGGUCCUCGAAGAUCUCGACUUGCUAAGCCCGGAUGGAGGGAUGACGGUGUUGGGAAACGUCUUGAAAGACGCGCCGAAAGAGUACUUCAAGUUUACUACACAUGGCAUUGUCGAUAGCAAACUGAGUGCUAAAGAAGGUCGUGUAACAUUUAACAUGAUUAAGACUACUCCUAGCAAACUAUCAUUUAGACUCGCAUUUCCUACAAUGCUACCAACAACACAGCUUCCAAGAACCGAUGCUGAUAGCGCUUGAGCUGAUGAAAUUUGGAAUAUUGACGGGAGAACCCUGUGAACCUGCACAGAAGGACCAGCCCUUUCCUAGAGGUUGUUAUCCGAAGAAUGAGAUGGGUUCAGGACUUUAUGAUUGGGAAGAAGAAGGACAGCACAUUGAAUUUGUUGACUAAAAGAGGGCUUUGCCUGUAGGCUCCCAUCCCGUACGCAUUUAUGAAACUCCUUUUCGAAAAAUAAGCUGUAAAGUAUACAACGUUCUUGUAUUGAGCAGUUGUACUGCUACUACUAGUUGCAUUUUGGAAAUAUUAUAGAUUAUAAAGAACAGUUCCUCCUCAAUCCCCAUCUUCUGCUCCUUUCAUCCCCUCGGGAAAGCGAACAUCUUGAUCGCAAGAGCAAUAUCGUUGCUGCCUAUGAAGCUCAGGGCUGACAUGUGGAAUGCGGAUGUCUCGUUCGAUAUGACAGCGUUCCACUCAAUGGUGAGGGUGUUGAAGCGGACGCUGAGGCAGUUGACGGAGGUAAAAUUCUCAUGAAAUGGUUUAUCGAUAAUAUCGCUGAGGCAAUUGACGGAGGUAAAAUUCUCAUGAUAUGGUUUAUCGAUUGCUAUGAUCCAUCGUGAAGACCAUCUAUGACGCCCUUAAGGCAGCCUGCGCUGAACUUUGUGCGAGAUGAAUCGUGCUGCAUUGUAUUGCACCUGGGCCACAGCUCUGCCUCUUAUUCAUGGUUGUUUAUGUCUUUCCUUUACUGUCAGGAUCAAGUACUAUGUCGAUAAACACGUAAAUCUCCAUUAACCUACUUCCUCCUUUUCAGGCCAGCGUCUCAUCCUUGCUUCUCGGGAAUCUGGAGCUCUCCAAGGUGCUGCCUAAUAACUUCAUGUGCGUAACGCCCUCGAAAGCGAACCCAUUGCAAUUUCCAUAUCUUCUUUUAUGGCUCGAAGCAAAAGUCUCUACUUGUGUCUAGUGGAUUAUCAUUACAAUGACUCAGCCAGGGCCUCGAGGUCUACUGCUCUGCGCCAACCCCAUCUGAGAAGCCGCCGCCAUUUGCUGGGAGUGUAAUCGUGUCCAUUCCGCUGUCCAUGUCUAGUGGAUCAGCAUUACUAAAGCAGGGAUUCUCAUUACUAGUACGAAUCUGUUGAGCGGAGAUAUUUCAUCUGGGGGGGAAGUCGUCAUGUGUAGUAUCAGGGUCUCUUAAAUUAUGGAAGAAACGAAUGAGACUUUCUCCUCUAUCUUCAACGACGGCCUGCCCUCUAAUUCCCCCAGCUUUCCCAUUGCCGAGAGCGUGUCUCGGGAUCGUUACGAGCUAUUUCCUCAACUACGAAGGAGAAGCGGCAACCUUCAAGCACGAUCUCGAAAUGAACUUUCAAUGCUGUUACCAGGUAUCAACCCAAUGUUGAUACGACUAACAAAAUAUAUUUUCAUCUAUUCUAGUAGGUGACUAAUGUAAAUGUUGAUGUUCUUUUUGUUUCCUAAGGCAGUUUAGGUACAAAUCAAUUUGGUAUUGUUCUGUUUCACUAAAAUAGAAAUCGAAUUCUCACUCUCAACAGGGCAUCGAGGAUUUAGAAAACGGCUUUGCGUUUUGGGUUCACCUAAAGAAGGCCGUGGAUGCGAUCGCGGGACCACUCGGCGCAGAGGAAUUGGCCCAUGAAAUGUCAGUUGCGGAUCAGCAACUACGAUCCCAAUGCGCAAGACUCAGUUUGAAGAUUCCAGGAAAGUAAUAGAGGCAAAAGAAUAAGUAAGAGGAUAAGAUGGAAGAACGAUCAUGAGUAUCUCAGUGUCAUUGGAUAUUGGGCUGGUGAGAUAAUCAAGAUAUCUCUUCCUUUCUUCAAGUGGCGGCUGCCUGAUUCAAGUAUCUGGUGGGGAUGAUAGCAAACGACUGCUCAGUUAGUAGUUGUAAGGCCACCCACACCCUUUAGAUUCAGUUACGGCUGGAUGACCCAGAUUUGUGGUCCUAGUACUUGUAGUGCAUGUGGGAAUAUGAAGAAUGCGGAAUCGUCACGCCUCGGUUCCAGUGCUCGUACUGUGAUGACAUGUACUAGAUGGCGUAUGAGGCUUGGCACUACUCACUUCAAAGUUCGAACCUAUGACAUUCACUAUUCAACAAAUAAGUCAACAAAACCUAAACGGCCAAAGCAGGCUAAGAUGUUUACAUUCACUAUAAUUCUUUCAACAGACACGAUCAGAUCAUCGUCGCUGGGGGUCCAGCAGAAAUGAUUUUUUUAAAAAUAGAUCAUGAGGCGGUGCUAGUACAACCAAUAGUUGUUGUAGCACUCGGUGUACAAACGAAAUUAACUAGAUUUAGUCCGCUUGGCAGUGGCCCCACGCCAUAUGGGAGAUGUAUACGGUGAACUGUGAGUCAAGUCCUAUCGUAUGACUGGUGUGAGUGUAUGAACCGCAGAAGUUAGACUGGUGUGAGUGUAUGAACCGCAGAAGUUAGACUGCUGUGAGUGUAUGAACCGCAGAAGUUAGACUGCUGUGAGUGUAUUUUUUGAAAGUUACGACCACUCACUGCUGCGUGGAAGAGUUCGGCGUGACCUGCUGCGUGGAAACGAGAUUAAGAACUCCCCCCUACGCCGGUAUCCAUGCGGAAAAUACGCAGGUAGGUUUUGACUUAUCGGAACUCGCUCGCACUACAAAAAAAAAGUCAGCACGAGAAGAAUUGAUGUGGAACAAUUUAAGGUUAUGAAUUUUUAUUUUCUUGUUUCUCUUUUAUGCAAACGAUGUUGUAAUUUUUUAGUAGAUGAUCCAUCUAAGAAUAUAUUCUAGGUGUUGCUAUCAAUUUUCACGCAGUGUCCUAAUUUGUGUCUGGAAUCUCAUUAGGGGCAGAAGGACGAACACGCGGCGCCUAAAAAAAUAAACGGAUCCUAAUAUAAACGUGGCCACUAUAGUUCUUCGAUAGGCGUUUAGGCUUAGAUGAUUCUUUUCAUAAUUUUUUUGUUUCCUAGAUAGGCGUGCUCCACCGAUAUUAUUAUUUGAGAUCUAACUAGUUUCUUACCUCAUAAGAAGAGUCCCGGUGUCCCCGUUCUCGGAGUAAUGAAAUGUAUCUAGAAGUUGAACAGCGACGGACCUUGACUCGAGUGUCAUGUCUUAGUCUGUCACAUAUAUCUCCCCUAGUUAGCUCCUCAGCAGCCGCGUAUGUCUGCCAGUUUUUCUGGUAGGCCCACACCUAACCUAACCUAGUCAGGUCGGCUCUACCAAUAUUAAUUACAGCUUCUAGGUGGAAGUGCUACCUCAUUAUAGGGAGUUCAGUUUGAUACAACUCACGUAUAUCUCCGAUUGAUAGUCCUAUCGAUCCGAGUUUUAAUUUAAAAAUCCGAGUACCUACGAGUUUUGAAUUAAUUCACCCCCUUAGUAUAGGGAGCUAUUUUGCUAUGAAGCUGCCGUGAGUGCCCCUGCGUAGGGCGCUACGAUCGCUGCACGCUGUUGCUGCUGUCUACUGAGUUGUAGCUACUACUGUCUACUGAGUUGUAGCUACUUGAACUUGAACUUGUACUAUGAAUUGAUAAUGGGGUUUUUAGUUUUGACAGAUUCUAGGCGACUUCUAGUGGCUAGAAAAUGGGUUUUGAUUACCGGUCCUCGCUGUGAUAGGAUUUAUAACUUAAUACUUUUUGAAGUUAGCUACGACUACAUCUCAUGCCUUUUGGCGUCGUACUCGUAGGUAAGCGGAAGCUUCAAAGAAGAACUGCUCAAAGAAGAACAGACUUCGUUCAAUAUCUUGGAUAACACCAUUUUUACGUGGAUUUGUAGUAUGCAUUGGUCAAUGAUUUUAUUUUGAUCGUAGUCUAGAAUACAAGAAAAAUUUCGGACGUUGUGCAUGUGUUGCGGCUUCUUUCAUUUUUAACUUGAAUGGGGAGAUGGCUUCUGAAAAGGACAUCAAGAAAGAGGAUGCACAUUUUGCUAAAGUCGUUUUUAUGUUAAUAUGGAGGCAAUGAUAUUCUUGUAAUAGACAAAUGCAAAAGCUGGCAGGCAGGACAAUGAUCUGCUACGUUUCACAAGCACGGCAUCUGGUAGUCUACAUCUGGUAGACGACAUGGGGCACGGCAUCUGGUAGACAAGUACGUGGAGUACGGCAUCUGGUAGACGACAUGGCAUCUGGUAGACAAGUACGUGGACGGCUACAGUGCGAACAAGCAGGUGCCCCAUGUCGUCUACCAGAUGCCCAAUGAUCGUCUACGUGGAGUACGGAAUCUGGUAGACGACAUGGGGCAC